AUGUUCAGGAAUACAUUCCAGAGUGGGUUUUUAUCUAUACUAUUCAGUGUUGGGACAAAACCUCCGCAGAUUUGGGACAAAAAAGUUCGUAACGGCCACAUCAAAAGAAUUACAGAUAAUGAAAUCCAGUCUUUGGUCUUAGAAUUAUUAGGAAGCAAUGUUUCGUAUGAUCAGUCUUGUAUCCUAGGAAAGCACUGGGCACUAAGUUACCUUUCCUAG
Molecule: messenger RNA, 219 nt
Organism: Schistosoma curassoni
Lineage: Eukaryota; Metazoa; Platyhelminthes; Trematoda; Strigeidida; Schistosomatidae
Source: the annotation of a GenBank genome assembly